UUGCUAAUGAUGUAUGUGAAACCAAAUAAAAAUAAAAACAAAGAAUAAGUAAAAUUCUAUGAAACAGGAGAAACAAGAAACAUCAGUCCCGUCCACAGUCAUCCAGAACCGUUCUCAAUAUUAAGCCUGACGACGACAACUAAACAAUAAGAGCCAGGGAAAAAGAUUCAGUGUUACGCAACCUGCAUCAUCAUAGUUAACUUCACUUUCUACUAGCUUUAUCGAGUAAACACAUUUUGUGCAAUCUUUGUAAUUCUAUCUUCGAUUUUGUUUAUUUCUUUUUCAAAAAUGUUGAGGGCUUAGAAUAAGUUCCGUUACCUGAUGGUGCAAAAAUAAGGAAAAAAUAGAAGAGUCGACGAGCUGUGGUCUUUCUAGAAUUGUUUACAGCCAGAACAUUAACUUUCAUUUAGGUUCCACUAAUUUAUGUAAGGCUCAAAAUAUAUGUUACAUUCGGUGAAUGUUAAUAUUCACUUUGCUUUACAUUUUAUUUUAGAAAGAAAGUUCAUAAGAACAUUUAUUUCCCAUUUUAUGCGAAAAGAGUGGUACACAGAUGGUGACUUUAUGGACUCAACCAAAUAAAAAAUCUCUUCCCCUCUGCUGCGAUUUGAAAUUUCAUGAAGAUGAAUAAUUUAUUUCUAGUAUUUUCGCUUAUAAGUCAACUAUUUCUCUGUCAAAUUUCUGCACACGACAUCCCACACCUUGCAUCACACACAAAUUCAACCUCUCUUAAUGAUAUAGAAUGGAUAGAAAGUACUUUAGAAGCUGAAAUACAAAAAUUACUCCUCACUUAUGUUCGUACCGAGCGACCAAGAAAUAAACUAUUAAUGAGUACUAGCAAUGUUUCAGAAGUCAAGUCUAAUCAAAAUUUGUACACAGGACCAUUGAUUGUUGAAGUCAAUACAUUUAUUCAUAGUUUCAGUUCAAUUAGUGUGGUUAACAUGGAUUUCACAGUGGACUUUAUGUUACGUCAGCGAUGGUUGGAUACACGACUUAAAAUUCCUGGCAAACAUAAAUUUACUCACCUGCCUAUAUCAUAUGCAAAGAAUUCAAUAUGGAUACCAGAUUUGUUUUUUCGUAAUGCUAAACAUGGAUUUCUGCAUGAUAUGACUACACCGAAUUACUUGAUUUGGAUUGAUUCUGAUGGUUUGAUAACAUUUAGUCAAAAGAUUUCUAUGAAACUGUCAUGUCAUAUGAUCUUGCAUACAUUUCCAUUUGAUACUCAACAUUGUACAAUGAAUAUUGGCAGUUAUGGUUAUUCGAAAAGUGAUUUAGACUUUCGUUGGUGGAAUGCAGAUGGAUAUGAUCAAUUCGGUACAAUACCAACGUCAAAUAAGUCGAAACAAAUGGCUGUACAAAUACGUUCUGGAUUAGAAAUUAAUGAAUUUGAUUUAUUAUCUUACGAGACAAACUACUGCAAUAUGGAGUACUCAACUACUGGACAAUUCUCAUGUUUAGAAGCUGUAUUUUACUUAAAACGACGUUUCGGUUUCUACCUUAUUUAUGCCUAUUUACCAUCACUUCUUCUUGUCAUCAUAGCUUGGCUGUCGUUCUUUGUGGAUUAUGAAGCUGUACCAGCACGAAUUUCCAUAGGACUACUGUGUGUUUUAGCUUUAAUAACACAAAGUGCAGCAAUCCUAACUCAAGUUCCACGUGUUUCUUAUACCAAGGGUAUUGACAUUUGGUUAUUUGUGUGCUUAGCGUUUGUUGUAAGUUCUUUGCUUGAAUUUGCCAUCGCCAACUCUUUGGCUAGAAAGAGAAUAAAACCUGCUACUUCAGACAUUGUAAAAUAUGUUGGGAAAGAUUGUAUGGUUUUAACUACAUGUGAUGCUUUAUCAGAAUUUCUCAGCAAACAGAAUAACCAGAUAACUAAUCGCAAUUCAAACGAUGACAAAAGUGAUUUAAAACCAUUUAAUAAUGAAACUGAAUGUUCACAAAGUUUAAUUAAUUCGCCUGAACUAAAUACCUCGAAAAGAAGUGAAGUUCGUUCAUGGGAUUCAUCACCCAUAAGUUGUCAUCAGAAACUGAUAACUUUGAGUUAUAAAAGCACAUCUUUAAAAAAACCAUCAGUUGAUAAAUCAUUCUUUUUAGAUCGUGCAUGGGCAAUUAUUUAUCCUAUUAUAUUUGGCAUAUUCAAUGCAAUUUAUUGGAUAUACUUUCUGAAGUAUCAGUAAAUGUUAAUAAGAUAGAUUUAAGCGCU
Molecule: messenger RNA, 2197 nt
Organism: Trichobilharzia szidati
Lineage: Eukaryota; Metazoa; Platyhelminthes; Trematoda; Strigeidida; Schistosomatidae
Source: the annotation of a GenBank genome assembly